This is a messenger RNA of Protopolystoma xenopodis, 432 nucleotides long. Lineage: Eukaryota; Metazoa; Platyhelminthes; Monogenea; Polystomatidea; Polystomatidae. The record is from the annotation of a GenBank genome assembly.
AUGUUGCUAGCAGAUCUGCGAUCUAACGGAGAGCUCAAACAGACUCCCAAAGCGACUUCAGGCGAUGCUACUUUAUCGGGUCAUAAGCAACCAUCUGCUCUCACCUUGCCCAUCGCCUACAACUCUCCCCGCUCUGUCUCUCCCAUUCCUGUUUCUCAAUCUUCAUUCUCGCCUUCGGUUGCUGUCGCCCCAUCCCCAAUAGGUUCAUUUUCGUCAACUUCUACCUCAACUUCAAACUCUCUUUCCUGUCAGGUUAGCCACAUGGCCAGCACAAGCUAUCUUCCUGGACCGGAUUUGGCACCACGGAAACGACCCGUUAUCUUGCUUCAGAGUGUUCCACACAUUAUCUAUCAGCUCCCUGAGCAUAUAAUAGAAGCAGACGCUGCAUAUUUUAAUAAGGCAGUUCAGUUCGCCAGGGGUGAUAUUCAUUAG